This is a messenger RNA of Cryptosporidium ubiquitum, 1341 nucleotides long. RefSeq names its product enolase. Gene Ontology annotation, biological process: glycolytic process. The transcript has a single exon. Gene Ontology annotation, cellular component: phosphopyruvate hydratase complex. Lineage: Eukaryota; Apicomplexa; Conoidasida; Eucoccidiorida; Cryptosporidiidae. The coding region runs from base 1 to 1341 and encodes 446 amino acids. The record is from RefSeq and is a predicted model, not a curated record. Gene Ontology annotation, molecular function: phosphopyruvate hydratase activity; magnesium ion binding.
AUGCCUUCUAUCUUGUCAGUAAAAGCACGUGAGAUAUUGGAUUCUAGAGGAAAUCCAACCGUGGAAGCAGAAAUCGAAACUGAGCAGGGAAUAUUCAGAGCAUGCUGUCCAUCUGGAGCCUCAACAGGUAUAUAUGAAGCUAAAGAACUACGCGAUGGGGACGAAAAAAGAUAUCUUGGUAAGGGCGUACAAAAGGCUGUUGACAAUGUAAAUAAGAUAAUUGGGCCUGCAUUUAUUGGAAAGGACCCAACACAUCAAAAGGAACUAGACACCAUGAUGACUGAACAGUUGGACGGUUCAAAGAAUGAAUAUGGUUUUACAAAGUCUAAGCUCGGUGCUAAUGCAACGACAGCGGUUUCAUUUGCUCUUGCCAGAGCAGGAGCAGCAGCAAGGGGCCUCCCAUUAUACAAGUAUAUUGCAGAAUUGGCAGGAAAUGAUACUAGUAAAUUUGUUAUGCCAGUACCAUCAUUUAAUGUUUUGAAUGGGGGGAAACAUGCAGGUAAUGCUCUUGCUCCACAGGAGUUCAUGAUUUUUCCGGUUGGUGCACCAAACUUCAAGGAAGCACUUAGAUACGGUGCAGAAGUCUACCACACUCUCAAGUCAGUCAUCAAGAAGAAAUAUGGAUUGGGAGCUACCAAUAUUGGCGAUGAAGGUGGUUUUGCUCCAGAUAUUGCUACCCCAGAGGAAGCACUUGAUUUGAUUACUGAGGCAAUUAGUAUUUGUGGAUAUUCAGGGAAAAUCAAAAUUUCCUUAGAUCCUGCAGCAUCUGAAUUCUUUGUUGAGGAUAAGAAGUGCUAUGAUUUAAGCUUCAAGUGCAAGAACUCCAAUAAUUAUCUUUCAAGUCAAGAAUUAACGGAAAUGUGGAAGAAUAUUUGUUCAAAAUAUGAUAUCGCAAGUAUUGAAGACCCAUUUGACCAGGAUGAUUAUGAAGCAUAUGCAUCAUUGACAAACCAGGUCGGCGAAAAGGUUCAAAUUAUGGGAGACGAUUUAUUUGUAACUAACAUGACCCGUCUCAAAAUUGGCAAGGAUAAAGGUGCAUGCAAUGCUUUGCUGCUAAAGGUUAACCAAAUCGGUACUGUUACAGAGGCAAUUGAGGCUUUUGAUCUUGCAAGAUCAUUUGGGUGGGGAAUUCAGGUCUCUCACAGAUCUGGAGAGACUGAGGACACAUUUAUCGCAGACUUAACUGUAGGGUUAGGAACUGGUCAGCUUAAAACUGGAGCACCUUGCAGAAGUGAGCGUGUCGCUAAGUAUAACCAGCUCAUGCGUAUUGAAGAAGAACUCGGUAGCAACUGCACUUUUGCAGGGGUUAAUUUCAGAAAACCAAUCGCAAGAAUCAGAUAA